Dendroctonus ponderosae (mountain pine beetle) is the source of this 2204-nucleotide messenger RNA. RefSeq lists its product as uncharacterized. The record is from RefSeq and is a predicted model, not a curated record. The transcript is spliced from 6 exons. Lineage: Eukaryota; Metazoa; Arthropoda; Insecta; Coleoptera; Curculionidae. Bases 139 to 1272 code for a protein of 377 amino acids.
GUUCGCGACGGAACCACCACCGGGUGCUCAGUGUUAAAUCUUGUAGAAAGUGCUUUGACGUCGCGAGUCUGCGGCCAGAACUGGUACCGAGUGGUAGACUUUAAGUAGUACGACUCGAUACGAUUUUUCCGCGAUUUUAUGCUCGUACUGUAUCUUAGAAUUUUUCGAAAACCUGGUCCCAGAAGAGAAUCAAUCAUGGAUUUAAAGGUGAUUUUAAUAGGAUUUUUGUGUUGUGUUGUGAUGGCGCAGACUGAAGAAGGCAUUGAAAAUGGAAAACAAGCAUCCAACCCACAAGCCGAAGAUGAUUCCGACAUGUACAUGGAAUCAGUUGAACCUGAUCACAAAGUGGCUGCCAGCAGCUUUGAAACUGGAGAGUGGUUUCCCUCAUUUUCAAGUUCCUAUGAUCCAUACGGUCAUCCCACUUCAGGACAUUCCAGACCAGUAUUUCACGAUAUUUACCAUCAACAAGAAGGUGCCUACAGUCAACGAAACGACCCACCAGCUCAACAGGAUUUAGCUUACAAUCAUCCGAAGGCUAAUGGAUACAAACCCUAUGUGAGGCAGCAGCAACAAGAGGUUAAGGCUGAAGCUCAACCUCAACAGCAAGUCAAAGAAAAUGCAGCUUCGAUUUUAGGAGAUGGAAACUUUGGAGUAAUCCAAGGAGGAACCUUUUACCCCGAGAAGGAUGGAUACGACAGUGAAUUGGGAGGUGCCGGUUUUGAUGACUUUUCCUCCUAUUUCCACAACGGCCAUGGACGACCAUCGUACUACUACCCUUCGAAUUCUAAGACGAAAGCCAAAAAACAGCAACAAUUUGAAAACUUCCGCGACUUUGCCGAUAUCAACAACCCACCUCAGCGCCAGUAUUCUCAAUACGUUGUGGUCUACACGAAUAAAAAUGGAACAAGAACUACGGUUCCUUCCGUGGAAGAACAGGGCGAUUAUGAAGAUGCUCAACUAGAAGCGCAAGGCGCCGAUAAAAAUCUUCCUAUCGAAAUCGACGCCAAACGGCCAAAGAACAUACUGGAAAGCCUGGCUUUGCUGGACCAAACCGAACCAUCCGAAGAUGAUCCGGACACGGAUGAUGAAAAUGGAAUGAUAUUAACUCUUUUACCAGCCUUCGAUCAGGGCGAUAUCAUCGAAAUACCACCCGAGAAGAAACAGUCGAAAUCGAAGAGCAAGUUGGCUAAACUGCUACCGGAGAAAAAGCACGAAUCGCGACAGGUGCAGAAAGCGAAAGACAUGAAAGAACCGCUGCUGGCUCUGAGUUGAUUAGUAGUUUUAGUUUAUGGCCAAAUUGUUACUGAAAUUUACAACAAUAAGUCUAGCAUGCUUAGCCAGGUAAAGUUAUAGGCAUUUCUUUAGCCACCUCAUCACUUCGAUCUGAUUUUGUGCUUCAUAUGUAUUAUGGAAGGCAAGAGAAUCCUUCGCAAUCUUCAGCUCUCAAACGAUUAAAAGUGAAAUACAUAUGUAGGAUUUUUCGACUUUGGUUUCCAACAAACUCAUGAGUAUUCAUAUUCUUCCUCUCACCAGCCUACUAGCAUGUAUUAAACGGAAAAAUUUUGGAAACAGAUAAACUGCUGUAUAUCUCUUUUGCAUAUAUCGUCAGACGUUUAUCCCAGCCAGCAAUAGAUCAUUUAUUUUCCGUUUUCCCUCAUCCCAAAUCACACUCAAUAACUGCUGCUUUGGAUGAGCCAUGGUAUUUUUAAGAAGCGUUGUUAAUAAUUGUUACACAGCUAUUUUGACUGAUAAUUUAGUAACUAAGAUAAAUUUAAUAAGAAUAAGAUAUACGCUCUAGCCUAGUAUUUAAUUAGUUUCGCUAAUGUUUAAGGGCUGAGACAAAUGACUUGUUUUCCACCAUCAGUCCAAUUAGUACAGUUAAAGUUACAGAAUCCACUAGUGGCACGAAAAAUAUAUAAAACCGGCAAAAACAUUGACAAUGAAACGACUAGCAAAAGUAGGAUUUGUGUCAAAGGCAGCACCUAAAUGCACCAACGCAAGUCGAAACAUGUGUGAAGCUGGCAAAGACCUUACCUCAACCGACCAUGAUCUAGUUUUGGCUAUUUUUGCAUACAUAUUUACCUUUCAACCAGCCUGCAUGAACAAUUAAUCUUUAUUUAAAUCGCCUUAGGUAUAAGGAAACUGUUGUUGAAUCCAUGACAAGUCAAGUGUAUUGUAGCUAAAUAAAUUUUAUUUUUUAUAAU